UGAUAUGAAGGCGGCAGUAGCUGCUCAUCACUCCCUCUCUGCUUGUGCUUCUGAAUCUAGACUUUGUGUGCAGGUGCAAUGGACAUCAAAGAUGACAGUUCCGUAUUGACUGCAGAAGUAAGUUCUCUGCUGGAUUUACCAAUAUGCAGUGCUGUAGAUGACUCUUCAGUGUUGAAUGAACAAACUUCACAUCCACUGAAAGUCUACUUGAGAAUCAGACCUUUUUCAAAAACAGAGCUUGCAAACAAUGAAUCUCAGGAUUGUGUGACUGUUGAAAACUCAGAAUUGGUUUCUCUUAGUGCUCCUAAAGACUCCUCUGCAAUGAAAAACUCUGAAAGGGGAAUUGGACAAUCAGUACACAAAUUUACUUUCACAAAGAUAUUUGGACCAGAUACAGCACAGGCAGAGUUUUUCGAUGGCACAAUGAAAGAUCUAGUGAAUUCUUUCACCCAAGGGCAGAAUGGGCUUGUGUUCACAUAUGGAGUCACCAAUGCUGGGAAAACCUUUACAAUACAAGGAACUCCAAAAGAUGGUGGUAUACUUCCUCGUUCACUUGAUGUGAUUUUUGGUCAUAUCCGAGGUCACCAGUAUACGAAGAUGAAUCUAAAGCCCUAUCUUGGCAAUGAUGUGAUGAAGCUAGACCCUGCACAAGUCAAGCAGGAGGAAACCACAAAAGCGGCUUUCCUAUCCAGCCUGAAAGAGGAUGGCAUGAAGACUGUUUCAAGUUCAGGAAAUCUUCGUAACCUGGCCUCUAGUAAUGAAGCUUCAUAUGUAAAAGAUGGAGAAGGGGAAAAUCAUCAGUUCUCUGCAUGGGUAUCGUUCUUUGAAAUCUACAAUGAGUAUGUCUAUGACUUGCUAGAUCAGUUCCCCACAUCAAAAAACCAAAAGAGGGCAGCCUUGAAAAUAUGUGAUGACCAAGCUGGCAUCUCUUAUGUAAAAGAUCUAAAGUGGCUCAAUAUCACCAGUACAGAGGAGGCAUGUAAGAUACUGCAAAUUGGGAACAAAAAUCGAAGCCUGGCAUCUACUAAAAUGAACCAGCAGUCUAGUAGAAGCCACAGUAUAUUUACAUUUCGGCUCCUAAAAUUAAGCAAUGGUGAUGAUCCCAGUGUUCUUGCCGUGUCAGAAAUGUCACUUUGUGACCUGGCUGGAUCUGAGCGCUGCAAUAAAACACUAACUGUUGGAGACAGAUUGAAAGAAGCAGGAAACAUAAAUAAUUCUCUGCUCAUCCUUGGAAAAUGUAUUGCAGCUCUGAAACACAGUCAGAACCCCAAAAAAGCAAGCUAUGUUCCCUUCAGGGAAAGCAAGCUAACGCGGCUAUUCCAACCCUUCUUUUCUGGUAAGGGGAAGGCUUGUAUGAUUGUCAACAUCAAUCAGUGUGCCUCUACAUAUGACGAAACCUUACAUGUUAUGAAGUUUUCUGCUGUUGCUAAACAAGUUGUCCAGAUAAUUCAGCCCAGAAGUUUUGAUUUCAUUGCGCCGAGAAUAAUUGGAAAAGAUGGCAAAAUCAUCACAGCGAUUGAUUGUGAUAUAUCUAUUGAAGACCUUCUUUCUGAAGAUGAGGAUGAAGAGAUGGACGUGACUGUUAUGAGUCCAGAGGAUCUUUUGCGAAAGAUUGAAGAGUUGAAGGAAAAGCUCAUGAAUGAAAGACAAAACAAACUGCUUUUGGAGCUGCAGAUCAGAAAGGAGAUGGGGGAAGCCAUGUAUCAGCAGAUGGUUCAUCUUGAUGAGACUUGGAGUAAAAGGCUUGAAGACUUUAAAGAAACAACCGAGGAGCAACUAGAAAGCAGACUAGAAAUGUACCAGAAAGCCAUAAAGAAUCAUGCAUACCGUCAAGCAAUGGAAGACUUGGAGGAGAAUUAUGUGCCAUACGAAGAGUUCCAGGUUGAACAGGAGAAAGUAGAGGAUAGGGAUCGAAGAAUAGAAGAACUUGAGAUUGCACUUGGUCUAAAAAAAACGUCUGACGAAGCCAUUACAGAAAAGGAUUCCAUGUCCGGAGCCGUUGAAGCAUUAACCAAACGUGGCCAAGAAAAAGCCAAGACCAUUCUUGGUCUGAAGUUGCAAUUACAGAAUAAUAAAGAUGAAACUGGUUUACGCAUGAGAAGACUGGCUGAAGAAAAUGACAUGUUAAAACAGCACCUGAAAGUUAAGGAACAGGAGGUGCGAGGUCUCCAGAACCUGGCAGAACGAGCCAUUCAGCUAGAGGCUUCUGUGACAGAUCUUCAGAUCCAGCUGGAUGAAAGCAGGAAGCUUGUGUCAGAUGUAUGUGAACCAAAGCCCAAGAAGGGCCUGUUUUCUAAUCUUAGAAAUACCAUGAGCGGCACGCCAAAAAAGACUAAACCGUUGGAAAAAACAGGGGAAACCACAGGCCUAGCCAGGAAAAAACCCUUGUCUCAUAAAUGACAAAAGCAGACACUCUUCACUUUGGAGUAUUUAUUUAGCGUAUACUUGUUGCUUGUGUUUUUGUUCCUAUUUAUGUAAAUAAAACAAUGUUUUUACAA
This is a messenger RNA of Rana temporaria (common frog), 2498 nucleotides long. Its product is annotated as kinesin-like protein KIF20A. The transcript has 19 exons. The coding region runs from base 79 to 2400 and encodes 773 amino acids. Gene Ontology annotation, cellular component: microtubule; kinesin complex; nucleus. The record is from RefSeq and is a predicted model, not a curated record. Gene Ontology annotation, molecular function: microtubule motor activity; ATP binding; ATP hydrolysis activity. Lineage: Eukaryota; Metazoa; Chordata; Amphibia; Anura; Ranidae. Gene Ontology annotation, biological process: microtubule-based movement.